GGGCUGAGUGGAGUGGAGCGGCAGCCUCAGAGAAAAGCUGUACACAUACACAGCAGCAGCCCAGAGAGGCACACAGAGCCUUCUCCUUAAAUGGUCAAAGCUCCCAGGAGUGAAAGAGAGGCUGGUGCUGGGAAAAAAAAGACAGGGAAAAGAAAGGAAAAGAGACAGCUAGGGAUAGUUAGGUUUUCUGUGAAAAAAAUCUGGGAAUUACAGUUUGACUGAGGGAAAGUUCUGUCGGGUGUUUUAUGUGGAGUUUAUGUGGAGCUAAGCAGUGGAGGUUGUAUCUCUUACAGGAGGUUACAGAGCUGUGACGAUUCAGAGGCACCCUGCACUGAUGACAACAAAACAAGCCAAGCCCAAUGUCCUGACCAAAAGCACAACAGUACCAGCAGCAAUGGUCCUGCACCUGCAUUUUUAGGUUCCAUCCCAGUGUCAGAGACACAAACACCCCCAGUGUCCCCAUCACAAGUCUUCCUCCAGUACGAGUGUGCCCCUUCACUUACCGUCCCAACGGAUACACCCCCCCCAGUCUGCCUGUGUCAGUCACGCUGCCGCUCGCACUGAGGAGAAUGUAGCAGGUCUCAGAUCGGAGGAUCCUAGUUGCCGUGACUACUGUCAGCCAGAGGCCUGCGACUGUGGGAGUGGCCAAGCAUUGCCACCUGGAGACUGUGGGAGGAGUCAGCCAUCAAACCAGAAGACAGUGCUGGUAGUAAAGCCUCUGAACCAGAAGAUAGUGGGAGGAGCAAUGCAUUACAACCAACAGAUAUUGGGUGUGAUCUAGAGCAUUGUGGGAGUUUCCAUUCUCGAGAUCUACCGACUGUUUUAAUAACAGGCUCAGAUAAGGAAGGAGGGGGCCACGAGUUGUACUGCUUUCCCUGGGUUCAGACUGAACAGCAGUUAGAGGAAUCCCCUACCCAACCCACUCCAGCUGAGAGCCCCUUUUUCUUCCCCCUGACACAAACCCGAGCCCCACAGCCCCCCGUAAUGCCCGUCCUCCCGGAAGAAGAGGAGGAUUCCCCUGAGGAGCUCGACAGUUCCUCCAGCUCACCCAGCACAUAUACACCAGUUGAAAGUAGAGCAGUUACCGUGGCGAUGCCUGCUCCCACCAUUGUCUUCCCAAAGCAAGCGACCGUGACCGUGGUGCAAGCAGACGGUCGCCCUCUGGAACAGACCAGACCACACAGUCCCAGAUCUCGCUUGUCCCGAAACUCCCUGGGAGGACCCAUCACUACCGUCGACAGUACAGGCAAUGUGAUAGACCUGGUGAAAGACCAUCUGCCUGAGCUGCAGCUCUCAGAGGAGGACCGUCAGAAGAACCUGGUGCUGCUGCAGGAGGCCAAGAAAGUCAGCGACCGCUUCCUGAGCCGCAGGGGUCGAAAGUCCACCUGCAGCCUCUCUGAAUCCCCCACAGGUCUUUCUCCUAACCACACACCAUCCUCCUCACCUGUACCGUCCAGAAGCAGCUCUCUUAUCACAGCCCCUCAAAUAGCUGUAGCCACAGAGGUGAACUAUGCCCCCUCAUCGCCUGUCAGCCUGCGAUUGGAGGUUCUGUCUACGAGGGAGCAGGCUGACACCAGUACACCAGAGCAUGAGAGCACCAGGAGGUUGGUGGACUGGAAGCCCAAUGAGAAGCGUAAGGUGUCCUCAGGCAACCUGGCUCCCCGCUACUCUGGCCCCCCACCCCCCAGGGAGCCCAAUGGGGGCCAGAAGGAGAACUGUGACCCCCGGGUAACAGCUAAGAAUUGCCCAGAACCAGUACUAGUCAAUAAGCCAGAGGAGGGUCUGGUUCGAGCCCCCAACCAGGCCCCUGCCACUGGGGUGGCCAAGCCUGUCCCUCGGCCCCCCACUCAACAGGCCCCCUGCACGGCAGAGAUCAAGACAAUCGGGGCCUUUCCUCCCCUCAUGAGAGCUGUGUCCUGGGACACUGUUGGAACUCUCAACGCCAGGAAUGGGGCACCAAGUCUCCCCCCUACAAACGAGGAAACCUUCUCCUUUCAAGAUAAGACUCGGGAUGCCAUGCUCAAGUCCUCUGGGUACAAGGACUUCCCUGUACAGCCUGUCAACGUGCAGAAGCUGUCCAAAAUAAGAGAGGAGCACAAGCUGAUGCGGAACCAAAGCAUUGUGGGGUCAAAGUUGGCAGACUUGAGUGAAACAGCUGAACAGGAAAGAGGGUCUCCUACUGAUGAGGAGGCUAAAGAGAAGUCAGACGCCAUGCCCAACAUCUCAGACAUCAUGCUGAGGAAACUCAAACUGCACAGAGGGCUACCAGGCUGUGCACCGCCACUCACGGAAAAAGAAGUUGAGAACGCGUUUGUUCAACUGUCGCUGGCGUUCCGGAACGACAACUACACUCUGGAGACACGGCUCAAACAGGCGGAGCGGGAGCGGACCCUGACCGAGGAGAACACGGAGAAGGAACUGGAAGAAUUCAAAGGCUCUCUGAAGUGCACGGCACCACAGUGGAGUAACAUGGAGCAGCGGGAGUCUUACCAGUGCCUCAUAGAGACAGUAGCUGUACUGCACCGUCUGGCCACCAGGCUCUCCAGCAGAGCUGAGAUGGUUGGAGCAGUCAGACAGGAGAAACGUAUGAACAAGGCCACAGAGGUGAUGAUGCAGUACGUGGAGAAUCUGAAGAGGACCUAUGAGAAGGACCACGCUGAGCUGAUGGAGUUCAAGAAGCUGGCCAACCAGAACUCCAGUCGCUGCUAUGGAGGAUCCAUAGACACUGGAGAUGAUGGAGUCCCACGGCCAUCCAGAUCAAUGUCGCUGACCCUGGGAAAGGCUUUGCCCAGACGGAGGGUCAGUGUUGCGGUAGUCCCCAAAUUUAACCUCCUGAACAUCCCUGGUCAGACCCCGGUCAUGGCAGGACCCGGCCCCAGCGUUGCCAUGGGACCCAGCCCCCAACCCACCAUGGGCCAAGCACUUCCUGUCCUGUGUGAAGCCAACAGUGUGAAAAGCAACUUUCCCACUGAGCCAACACAUCCAGCUAUAGAUGAGAGUGGAAAGAGUGUAGCAGAGCAGGAAGCUGAGCCAUCUGCCCCAGCCAAGCCCUCCGUCAACCUAGAGGAGAUCAGAUCAGAGAUCAGAUCAGAGAUCAAGGCAAAGAUCGAGGAGGAGGCCUACAAUAAAGGCUACCAAGAGGGACUGAAGAGAAGCAAAGAAAUCAAAGAGAUGGAGGAAGAGGAGGAGGAGAAGGUAGAGGAAAAGACAGAAAAGAAGGAUGAAGGAAAAGAAGUCAUCAGAAAAGAAAAGUUCAGCAGUAAGGUUGAAGAGGUCCUAGUUGUCCUUGACCGGCUUUGCCCAAAGAUUUUCCGCCGUAACCGACUUCUCUGGAUUGUUUUGACGUUGUUCCUGGUCACGUUUCUGGUCAUCAAUGUUUUCACAUACUUUAGUGAUCGCUAUAACAACCAUGGGGACAUGUCGGCAGAAAAAGCCAUGGUCCAGGACAAGAAGAAGAUCUUUGAACUGAAUGUAGGAGUACAGCCAAAGAAUCCCACUCCAGAAUAACAAAGAGCCUGUCUCAUACUUCUCUCAGUCCACAGACAAUUCUUUCCAUGAUACAUCACCAUACAAGAGCUGAACUUGAAUAUGGGGUUUUGAAGGGUUUGGCGAUGUAUCUUUGGGAGCAUUUGUUGAUUUUUUUUUUGUUGGUUUCAGAGGACAAGCCUUUUAAUGAUCAUAAACUUUAUCAAGGCAUAUUUAUGUCGUGUUAGGAAAGCUGCCCAAGUGUUUGUGAUGUUGAUAUAUGAUUGUUGCUUUGGGGGCCAAGUAUAAUAGUGUGAUGAAAUAUUUUCUUAUGUACAGUGAGAUCCAGGACUUUGGAUUUGAAAUGAUACAAUGACUAUGAGGUUAAAAUGCAGACUGUCAGCUUUAAUAUGUGGGCAUUUUCAUUCAUACCAGGUGAACUGUUUAGAAAUUACAACACUUUUUGUACACAGUCCCCCCAUUUCAGGGAGCCAGAAGGUUUUGGACAAAUUCACUUAUAUGCAUAUUAUAGAAGUCCAAAGUGUAGUAUUUGGAGUAUGACUCUACUAAUCUGUUGGAUACAGUUUCACAGUUUGUUUCGGUUGUGUUUCAGAUUAUUUUGUGCUCAAUAGAAAUUAAUGGUAAAUAAUGUAUUGUGUCAUUUUGAUGUUAUAAAUAAGAAUAUAAUAUUAUAAUAUUAAUAUAAUAACUCUUCUACUUUAAUGUGGAUGUUACCAUGAUUGUGGAUAAUUCUGAAUGACACAAUGAACAGAAUGAACAGGGAGGAUUAGCAUUUUGGGGGGUAUGAUAUUUACAUUGUAUCAUUUCAAAUCCAAAGUGCUGGAGUACAGAGCCUCCCAGAAAUAUAUAUAUUUUUCAUUGUCCAAAUACUUUUGGACCUCACUGUAUGUAUUCACAAUGUAUUGUUGUUAUUCCUUGUCCUACUCUGAAUGUCAUCCUGGAGGACUGAAUGUGGCCCCAUGGGCGAAAAUGAAAGAUUCCUGAUGAGUUCCCUAAGACAAAUGUCACAGUAGACAUUAAACUAAUGUACAUUCAUCUACCACUCUGUUAUUUUAUGUUCGUUCUCUCAGGUCUAGUAAGAGGACAUCCGCUGAAGAGAUUUACAGAGAUAUUUAAAGACAUAGAUAUGUUUUUUUUUUUAAAUUGAAAUCUUUAGUAAAAUAUCUAUAUUUGUGGUAUUUAAGCAGAUACGUUUUGGAAAAUCUAUAAUAUAAACACAUUCCAAAGUAGUUCCUCAAGUGCAAUAUUUAGCAGCUGAUGGUUCCUGUUUGUUGGUGUUGUUACUGUGUUGGUUUGCGUCCUCCGAGCCUUGAAAGAUUUCUUUAAUGUACGAGAGCACUUUUAGACAGCAUGAGAAAUCUUCCCGCAUGCGUGCCAGGGUUUUCUGUUGUGUCAUUUUCGCCUUGAAAUAAAGGUGCCUUAAAACUCGCAGCAUUCAUUUCCAUAGUGAAUAAUAUAUGUCAGACAGACAGGUGCAGUUUCCAUGAAGCAAACAGGUGUGUUGGCAGAGUUCUCAUGCUAACCUCCCAAAUCAGUCGUUUCCUUGGAGGAAUGAGUGACACAGUAAUUGUAUUUUUCAGCACAGCGCUUGUUCUCUUCCUCCCUGCACUUAUGAAAAUGAAAGAUCUUUUGAACCUUUCAUAUCUCUCAGGAAACCACUUAUGUAAUCUACUUGGCUCCAUUAAGCUGUAGCUGCAGUGUGUCAAGGCUGCUUGAGUGAUUCUCUCUAUUUUAAUAUUAAAUUAAUGUCACAAAAUAAAAUAUAAAUGUUCUCUUUAGAUGUCAAUUUUUUGGGGAUGUUUAAAUGUCAUUGACUCUUCUCAUACAGCAAACAACUACUUUUGCUUAUUUUUCAGUUCUUCCUGCGUCAUUUCCUACUGUACUAGGUUGAGGUGAGGUGUUUGCUGGAAGUGGGAUUUCGCUGUGGGUCAGAGUCACAUCAGAGGAUGCCAGGGAUCAUGAGCUUGUUAAUGACUGAGCAAUGGGCAGAGGGAGGAAAUCAUUGUCUGAGGUGCCAAAGCCAAUAAAAAUAAACAAUUUUCCCAACAUC
Oncorhynchus keta (chum salmon) is the source of this 5536-nucleotide messenger RNA. It is a transcript of the gene irag1, whose product is annotated as murine retrovirus integration site 1 homolog. The record is from RefSeq and is a predicted model, not a curated record. Bases 985 to 3507 code for a protein of 840 amino acids. The transcript has 24 exons. Lineage: Eukaryota; Metazoa; Chordata; Actinopteri; Salmoniformes; Salmonidae.